AGGAUUGGACAGAAGAAGAGAAGUAACAAAUAAUACGAUUCGUCUACAAAAAAGUUAUCCUUUUUUUUUGUCAUAGGAAUCAUAAACAAACAAACAUAGAGAAAAAAAAGGCUUGGGACUUUUAUAAUGGAGGGUGAAGAAGAGAUGGCGAAGAAACAGAGUUCAAGGUUUAAGAGCAUUUGUGUCUUUUGUGGGAGUAGCAAUGGCAAGAAAGCUAGUUAUCAAGAUGCAGCCAUUGACUUAGGCAAAGAAAUGCAUAGGUUUGAUGUCUCUCAAGCUGUUCAUGAUGGUGGUCGUCAUAUUAUUGGAGUCAUCCCCAAGCUCCUCAUGAUGCAAGAGGUCGGUUUAUUAAAUGUUGAUGGAUAUUAUAAUGCCUUGUUAUCAUUCAUCGACAAAGCCGUCGAGGAGGGAUUUAUUCUUCCAGCCGCUCGAUAUAUCAUUGUAUCUGCACCAACUGCAAAAGAGUUAUUUAUAAACUUAGAGGAAUACGUGCCUCGACACGAUAAAUAGAUGGUCAAUUUGAGCUUGGAGACGAUUUGUGACGAAAAGUCUUGAAAAUAUGAUGUUUGAAUUAGGGAGUACAAAAUGCAAAUACGUUUUCUGAGUUUUGUUCAUGCGGUAUCCGAAAUUUCGUUUCAUCAUUUUGUUAUGUAUACUAUAAAGUAUAAACUAGUGCACUGUGUUUAACUUUCAGUGAGUUCAUAUACGUAAACGUUUGUUGUGUUGGAAAUCAAC
This is a messenger RNA of Thlaspi arvense, 735 nucleotides long. The record is from the annotation of a GenBank genome assembly. Lineage: Eukaryota; Viridiplantae; Streptophyta; Magnoliopsida; Brassicales; Brassicaceae.